AUGUCUACUUUCAGCGCCUCCACGCCUCCGGCUGGCCAGCCGCCUCAGCUCAGUUAUCGAUCUCUCCCUAUUCUAGCCAGCUACCUCAUCCUCGCUGGCUCUCUUGCUCUCAAUGCCUGUCGAGCCAUCGUUGUUCGGUAUCAGGCACGACAGAAGGGAAAGGACUGGGCCCAUCCUCAACGACGCGCACACUUCCUCGUUUUCGCGGCUCUGGCGGCCCUGAGCCUCGGUGCAACAUGGUACUACAUGUUUGCGUUUUUUGCCCAUUCCUAUCGCAAUUGGGAAGCAGAGCAAUCUCUAGCUGAUCUUGCUGAUCUAGAGAUGUCCUCUUUCGCCAGAUUGGAACUUUGGUUGCAAAACGCGAAGCUGUUCCGCGAAGCCUGGGAGACCGUCAUCGAGACGCCCGCCCGCUUCUGGUGGAGCGGCCAAAUAUUCCUGUGGACGACAGGAUGGAGUGUCUUCCUCGGUAUUAUGGCUCGGCGGUAUCGCAUCCCCCAUGUCUGGACGUAUAUGCUCCUGGGCCAGAUCGUCGCUAUUUCGUUCGCUCAGAACUUAUUUAUUGCGACCAUCCUGGUGUCGCAACAACCGCGACCCACUGACAGCAAGAAGAAAAUCCAGAACGACUGGCCAGAGUCUCUUGCGGCAUGGUCCCCGCCUCUGUACGCCGAAGUGUUACCGGUUGCCAUCUCGCUGAUUAGCACUGUUUUGGUCCCCACGGUGGCUCAUACGAGGUACUUUAUGCUGAUCUUGCUGGUGCCCCAUCUUCUGCUGUUCGUUCCUGCCAUUUUGCGCCCGGGCCGCUCCUCGAGCACAAAGGCUCGCGGCCAGGGAUCGAGUGAAGAGGGAACUACGCAGAGAUAUGUUACCUUCUUCCAGUGGUACACGAUGGCUUGCGUUCUUGUGCAAGCUCACUCCACAUUCCUCGUCUUGCAAGAUAUGGGGAAAGAUAUCGGCGUUGAGUCAGUCGGUACAUUGGCUCUGCGUUUGCCCAGCGUGAUAUAUGAGCAUCCAGCAGUGAGCAGUGUUAGCUGGGAUGUUAUCUACUGUACCAUUACGGCGGUGGCCUGGAUUGUUGUGAAUGGUGGAAAUCCGAAGCGAAUGCUCGGCCGGUAA
Molecule: messenger RNA, 1113 nt
Organism: Penicillium canariense
Lineage: Eukaryota; Fungi; Ascomycota; Eurotiomycetes; Eurotiales; Aspergillaceae
Exons: 2
Coding region: 1-1113 (370 amino acids)
Source: RefSeq, a predicted model, not a curated record